Scomber japonicus (chub mackerel) is the source of this 1434-nucleotide messenger RNA. Its product is annotated as tripartite motif-containing protein 16-like. The transcript is spliced from 3 exons. Gene Ontology annotation, molecular function: zinc ion binding. The record is from RefSeq and is a predicted model, not a curated record. The coding region runs from base 1 to 1434 and encodes 477 amino acids. Lineage: Eukaryota; Metazoa; Chordata; Actinopteri; Scombriformes; Scombridae.
AUGGCACAGCAAGCUGUUCAAAUGUACCAGGACUCAAUCACCUGUUCAAUCUGUCUGGAUCUACUGAAGGAUCCGGUGACUAUUCCCUGUGGACACAGCUACUGCAUGAGCUGUAUUAAAGCACACUGGGAUGAAGAGGAUAAGAAGGAAAUCUACAGCUGUCCUCAGUGCAGACAGACCUCCACACCGAGACCUGUCCUGAUGAAAAACACCAUGUUAGCAGAUUUAGUGGAGGAGCUGAAGAAGACUGGACUCCAAGCUGCUCCUGCUGAUCUCUGCUGUGCUGGACCUGAAGAUGUGGCCUGUGAUUUCUGUACUGGGAGGAAACUGAAAGCCUUCAAGUCCUGUCUGGUGUGUCUUGUCUCGUAUUGUAAGACACACCUCCAGCCUCAUUAUGAAUCUGCUGCAUUUGAAAAACACAAGCUGGUCGACCCCUCCAAAAAGCUCCAGGAGAAGAUCUGCUCUCGUCAUGAUGAGGUGAUGAAGAUGUUCUGCCGUACUGAUCAGCAGAGUAUCUGUUAUCUCUGCUCUGUGGAUGAACAUAAAGGCCACAACACAGUCUCAGCUGCAGCAGAAAGGACUGAGAGGCAGAGAGAGCUCGAGGUGAGUCGACUAAACAUCCAGCAGAGAAUCCAGGACAGAGAGAAAGAUGUGAAGCUGCUUCAACAGGAGGUGGAGGCCGUCAGUCGCUCUGCUGAUAAAGCAGUGGAGGACAGUGAGAAGAUCUUCACUGAGCUGAUCCGUCUCAUCCAGAAAAGAAGUUCUGAUGUGAAGCAGCAGAUCAGAUCCCAGCAGGAAACUGAAGUGAGUCGAGUCAAAGAGCUUCAGGAGAAGCUGCAGCAGGAGAUCACUGAGCUGAAGAGGAAAGACGCUGAAUUGAAGCAGUUCUCACACACAGAGGAUCACAACCAGUUUCUACACAACUACCCCUCAGUGUCACAACUCAGUGAACCUACAGACUCAUCCAGCAUCAAUAUCCGUCCUUUGAGAUACUUUGAGCUUGUGACAGCAGCUGUGUCAGAGCUCAGAGAUAAACUACAGAACAUCCUGGAGGAGGAAUGGACAAACAUCUCACUGACAGUGACUGAAGUGGACGUUUUACUUCCACACCCAGAGCCCAAGACCAGAGAUGAGUUCUUAAAAUUUUCAAGUGAAAUCACACUGGAUUCAAACACAGCACAUGCACGUCUGUCAGUAGAGAAUGACUACACAAUGGCAACACUCUUGAGAGAAGAUUCGUAUUGUUAUAGUGGCUAUAGUGAUAGUGAUAGUGAUAGUGACAGAUUCACUCGAUUUGUUCAGGUCCUGAGUGAAGAGAGUUUGACUGGACGUUGUUACUGGGAGGUGGAGAAAGGUCCUAAUUCCUCCAUAGUAGGAGUGUACCUGAAUCACAGAGCAGUUGGAAACACAGUUGAGCUGUGUGAGCUUGAUUAG